AGCAGCAUGUUUCCCAUAGUUCAGUAUACUGGUUGGGUUUUACAAGCUGUCAGCUUUUAGUAUGAAAUAUGCUGACCAUAUAGACAAAAGCACCAACAUCAGCACGAGAGGAAUGAAAUGUGAAUCAAGGAAUGGCAAUACAUAAGAAUGGCUUGAUGGUUGUUCUCCUCUUGGCAAUGCUGUGCAUUUUGGAAACAGGAAACAUCAUCAAAUUGUCAAGUGUGGUGUCAUUGAAUCAGGUACACUCUGGAGAACAACACCUUAUUUGGGAGAAAAGACAGCUGCUCGGCACCUCUACGAAUGAUGUGUUCAUUGAAGGCACAACUGAAACAACUUUCCCAUCAGAAACUCCUGUAACAAAUGCUGAAACAACCCAAGCAACAACAAACGAUAUUAUGACAACGCAAUCACCAACAACUGUAACAAAUACUCCAACUCCAGAAACCAGAACUGUAACACAUACUACAGCAAUCGAAGAAACAACGCCUACAAAAAAUACUAUGAUAACGCAAUCACCAACAACUGAAACAAAUACUCCAACUCCAGAAACCACAACUGUAACACAUAAUACAGUAAUCGAAGAACCAACACCUACAAAAAAUACUAUGACAACGCAAUCACCGACAACUGUAACAAACACUACAACUGAAAAAACAACUGUAACACAUACUACAACAACCCAAGAACCAACACCUCUAAAAAAUACUAUGACAACGCAAUCACCAACAACUGUAACAAAUACUACAACACAAUCACCGACGACUGUAACAAAUGCUACAACAACCCAAGCACCAACAACUGUAACAAAUAUGACAACGCAAUCACCGACAACUGUAACAAAUACUCCAACUCCAGAAACGACUACUGUAACAAAAUAUACAGCAACUGGACCACCUACCAUUGUAACAAAUGCUACAACAACCCAAGCACCAACAACUGUAACAAAUACUACGACAACUCAAUCACUGACAACUGUAACAAAUGCUACAACAACCCAAGCACCAACAACUGUAACAAGUACUAUGACAACGCAAUCACCGACAACUGUAACAAAUACUACAACUCCAAAAACGACAACCGUAACAACUACUACGACAACUCAAUCAUCGUCAACUGUAACAAAUGCUACAACCCAAGCACCAACAACUGUAACAAAUACUACAACUCCAAAAACAACCACUGUAACAACUACUACGACCAUUCAAUCAUCGACAACUGUAACAAAUGCUACAACAACCCAAGCACCAACAACUGUAACAAAUACGACAAAAACAACUUCGCCUCUUUUUGAUUAUGAAUACCUCAUCUCUGUUGAGCUUAACGUCACGGAAUUGAGCACGAUAACCUCUCUCCGAAACAUUCUGAAAAACACCAGUUAUCCAAUAGACAUCAACAGCAACUUAAGAAUCUCCGAUAUCAACAUAACCACAGUUUGCAGUCCAAGCAACGGCGAUUUCCAGUGCGGAUGUGAGGAUCAGUAUCGUUGGUCAUGUGACCAGUGUCUCCUGCAUGGAUCAUGUGACAACAUCACAAAUAACACAUGUGGAUGUAUUAAUGCCAUUCCUCCUUUUGGACAAUAUUGCCAAUCUAUCGAUCAAUACAAUUUUCCAGCUUGUCCUCCAACAACAACAUCUCCCACAACAACUUCUCCUCCAUUUGAUCAUGAAUACCUCAUCUCUGUUGAGCUUUACAUCACAGAAUUGAGCGUGAUAACCUCUCUCCGAAACAUUCUGAAAAACACCAAUUAUCCCAUAGGCAUCACCAGCUACUUAAAAAUCUCAGAUAUCAACAUGACAACAGUUUGCAGUCCAAGCAAUGGCGAUUUCCAGUGCAGAUGUGAGGAUCAGUAUCGCUGGCCAUGUGACCAGUGUCUCCUGCAUGGAUCAUGUGACAGCAUCACAAAUAAUACAUGUGGAUGCAUCAAGGGCAUUCCACUUGGCGGACAAUAUUGCCAAUCUGUUGAUGAGCACAACACUGUUUGUCCCAGCACGACAACCUUUCCUACAACAUUGUACACAACUGUAACAACCCAAGCACCAACAACUGUAACAAAUACUACGACAACGCAAUCACCGACAACUGUAACAAAUGCUACAACAACCCAAGCACCAACAACUGUAACAAAUACUACGACAACUCAAUCACCGACAACUGUAACAAAUACUACAACUCCAAAAACGACAACUGUAACAAAUACUACAACAACCCAAGAACCAACAACUGUAACAAAUACUACGACAACGCAAUCACCAACAACUGUAACAAAUACUACGACAACGCAAUCACCGACAACUGUAACAAAUGCUACAACAACCCAAGCACCAACAACUGUAACAAAUACUACGACAACGCAAUCACCGACAACUGUAACAAAUGCUACAACAACCCAAGCACCAACAACUGUAACAAAUACUACAACAACUCAAUCACCGACAACUUUAACAAAUACUACAACUCAAAGAACGACAACUGUAACAAAUACUACGACAACUCAGUUACCGACAACUGUGACAAACACUACAACUCAAAAAACGACAACUGCAGCAAAUACUACAACUCAACCACCACCAACAACAAUAACAACUGCUUCUACAAGAAAGCCAUCAAAACCGGUAAACACGACAGUAUCAACAACAACUACAACUACCACUAAGACUACGACGACCACUAAGGCUACCACGACUAAACCCUCCACCACCACUUCUACCACCAGUACAACUCCUCCAGAUCCACCCACAACCACUCCUGAAACAGUGUUCCAGUUAGAUUUCUCCAUCCGGUUUGACAGAGAUUACACUUCAGAUCUGAGCGAUCAAAACAGUUCUGCUUAUAAGGAGCUGGCGUCACAGAUCAGGGCCGUGCUACUUGACCAAUAUGGAGGACUAACAGGAUUUGUGGAUGCUUUUGUGACAGGUUUCAGGCCAGGAAGCGUGAUUGCAGAUUUUAUUGUUCAAACAUCACAAGUUGACCCGGAAGAUCUUUUUGUGGUGAAUCAAGGCCUCCCUGAUGCAAUGCGACCAAUCGCGAGAGUCCUUGGCCUUGUUGCAUUUUACAGGAGUCCAACUCGAUUCAUUACUCCACCCGUGACAUAUACUGGAAGGUCAAUAGAAUUGACAUGUGGCCCCACUCCUGCUAGCAUUGAUUUAGGAAACAUCAUUGGAACGAAAUGGAAAUUAAAUGGACAAGAACUCAAAGAGAAUGGACGAAUUGAAAUUUCUUCAUCUGCUACAGCGUCUGUGCUUAAAGUUAGCAAUGUGAUUCUUGCCGAUGCUGGUCAUUAUGAAUGCAAUAGAAUUGGCAGUGCUGUGACUUUUGUGCAAGACGGACGUGCAAUAAAUAUCAGACAAGCUCCAAAUGUGCGUGUACCAAGCAAAGUUAAUCUUAAGUGUACAGAGGGGAUAACACAGCUACUUAAAUGUUGUGUGCAGUCCAACUUUACUGUCAGAUGGUUUCUGGGCAGCCGCGUUUUAGAAUCGGAUUUGACAGAUGUAGAUGAAGUGGAAAGCUACUGCAUUUCACACAGCUAUGUUCUGAGUGGCUGCGGAAAUUCGUCAUCCCAAUUGCGCUUUACUUGUCGAGUAAACGAUCCAGUCGGCUUUGAAGAGACAACAACAAUGGUCAUUUUUAAUGAAGAUGUUGUAUGUAAUGAUAAGUUGUAUGGGGCUGGACGAGCAGAUGACAUAUCAACCAUAGCGUGUGAUUCUGGUCAAGAGGGGAGCAGAUCUGCAAAAUGCAGGGAUACAGGAGAAUGGAUUAUUUUAGAAGACACUUGCAUUGUGUCUGAAAUCAAGGACUUGCUCGUCGUUUCUGAGGAUUUAGAGGAAGAGGAAGUACCGCAACUUGCUGCAAAUCUUAGUCAAAUUGUCCAGAAUGAAAAAGAACAGAUUGUGAAUUCAUCUGCAACUAUAUCAGCUAUUGUUGGCAUCCUGAGCGCCAUUGCCAAUGUUUCUAAUGAAGUGAAUCGAACUGUCAUGGAGGAUGUGCUGGAAACAGUAAAUAUCAUCAUUGGUGACGACGCAAGAGAAACUUGGGAGUUCCUGCGAGAAAAUAUCACUCGCAACGACAGCUCAGAAUUGCUUAAUUCACUGGAGAUUCUGUCUGAUGAAUUAAUUGGAGAGUUUACCAUCAGAACUGGAUUAAUCCUGCUCAACACGACGACGUUCAAUGACUCCUUUACGGCGGAAUUCAAUAAUAGCGUUGUUAUUGAUAUUCCAGGCAAUGACAGAAACAAUCUCACCAUCACCACGAUUGUUUUCUCCACCCUCGAUAAUGUCCUGCCACCUCGGAAUUCCAGUUUUAACAACACGUCCACAGACACCAACAACACAUCUGCUUCUUUUGAUACCACCAUUAAUGCUGCUGUGGCACUUGUCAGAGUAAACACAAAUAUUCAGAAUAUUACUCUGAGUUUCAAAAAGCAGAACAAUUUGCUGACACAGAAUCCACAGUGCGUUUUUUGGAACUUCACCCUUAUUGACUAUUUAGGAGCAUGGGACGACGAGGGUUGCACGUUAGUUUCUGAUAUCAACGACACGGUGACCUGCAAUUGCAACCAUCUCACCUCUUUUUCAAUUCUAAUGGCAACGGAUAUCCCUGAAUCAAUACGAAUCGCUUUGGAUGUUAUCACGUACGUCGGAGUUGGCAUAUCUAUCGCAAGUCUCAUCAUAUGUCUCAUCAUCGAAGCCUACGUUUGGAAAGCCUUGACGAAAAACAGCACUGCGUUCAUGCGCCACGUGUGCAUCGUAAAUACGGCGCUGUCUUUGCUGAUUGCAGAUAUUUGUUUCAUAAUUGCCGCUUUUUAUGCCAAGAAUCCCCUUGAAAACCCAGAUGAGGACCACCAAGUUCCACUGGGACCAUGUACGGCAGCAACAUUUUUUAUGCACUUUUUUUAUCUGGCUCUCUUCUUUUGGAUGCUUGCGUCUGGUCUCCUUCUUUUCUAUCGAACCAUUAUGGUCUUCUCUCAUAUGUCCAAAUCAGCCAUGUUGGCCAUUGCUUUUCUUUUUGGCUAUGUGUGCCCUCUCAUAAUUGCUGUUGUUACUGUUGCUGCCACAGCCCCUGGAAAUGGAUAUAUCCGAGAAAACGAUGCAUGUUGGCUGAACUGGACAAAAACCAAAGCCCUGCUGGCUUUAGUGAUACCGGCCUUGACGGUAGUUUUUAUAAACUUUGUGAUUGUAAUCGUGAUUAUGUUUAAAAUGCUGAGAAGAGGUACAGUACAGGUAACUCGUCCUGAUGAAAAGCACUCACUGCUGGUCAUUGGCAGAUGUGUGAUCAUUUUGACACCUUUAUUUGGAUUAACGUGGGCUUUAGGAGUGGGAACCAUGAUAUCGUCCACAAAUGAGGGAAUCCACAUUGCGUUUGCCUUCUUCAAUUCUCUACAGGGUUUCUUUAUUUUAGUGUUUGGGAUACUGCUGGAUUCAAAGAUCCGAGCUGUUCUCUCCAAAAAGCUUCCAGCACUAAGCUCAGGCUCUGGCUCCAAUCAAACUGCAAGUACAAGUGCUGGUGUGUCAACGUCAAGUGCUCCAAAUUGGUUCCAAAAACUUCGUGGGAAAAGAUAUGUAUACCGUGUAUCAGAGGCUGCAAACACAAGCAGCUCUAGUGGCACAGAGUCAUAUUCCAAUAUCUGAAUCAGAUGAAUAAUGACUCAUAAAAUGGUGUUAACUUUAGAUUUAAAAAAUCUAUCUCUCAGUAUGAUUUAGUGCAAUGUUCUCUGAACAUAUUUCAUUUUUGUGUAGUGCCUCUCUAACUUGCUUAAUGUGCAAUUUGUUUAUAGCGUUAAACUUAAUUGAAGUUUGAGUGCAGAAAUAAAAAUUGUGUGUUUAUUCUGUUAUGAUACAAAUGAACUGAAAUGAUGA
This is a messenger RNA of Syngnathus acus (greater pipefish), 5852 nucleotides long. RefSeq lists its product as uncharacterized. Lineage: Eukaryota; Metazoa; Chordata; Actinopteri; Syngnathiformes; Syngnathidae. Bases 132 to 5624 code for a protein of 1830 amino acids. Gene Ontology annotation, molecular function: G protein-coupled receptor activity. The record is from RefSeq and is a predicted model, not a curated record. Gene Ontology annotation, cellular component: membrane. The transcript is spliced from 27 exons. Gene Ontology annotation, biological process: cell surface receptor signaling pathway; G protein-coupled receptor signaling pathway.